UUGCAGGACUUGUCAUUUACUGUUGAACCUGGCGAGACCGUGGCACUCGUAGGACCAUCUGGCUCUGGAAAGUCAUCUUGCAUAGCUCUGCUAGAGAACUUUUAUCAACCAAAUGCUGGUCAAGUGCUUGUAGAUGGUGUGCCGUUGGAAGAUUAUGAACAUCACUACAUUCACAGAAAGAUCGCACUCGUCGGGCAGGAACCUGUACUUUUUGCCCGAUCAGUCACUGAGAACAUUCGCUAUGGCGUCGAUGUCAUGGAAGCGGACGUGGUCAACGCCGCUGAGAUGGCAAAUGCACACGGUUUUAUCAUGCAGACCACCCACAAAUAUGAGACGAAUGUUGGCGAAAAAGGAAGUCAGAUGUCUGGUGGACAAAAGCAAAGGAUUGCGAUAGCAAGGGCGCUGGUGAGGGAGCCUGCUAUACUUCUACUUGAUGAAGCUACGUCAGCUUUAGACACGGAAUCGGAGCAUCUCGUACAGGUAAAUAUACCAAAAAAUCAGCUUGUUAAGCAAACAAAGGGGUUUUACAAAUUUUUCAACUUACCACCUACAUAG
Cylicostephanus goldi is the source of this 555-nucleotide messenger RNA. NCBI's taxonomy places the organism in Eukaryota, Metazoa, Nematoda, Chromadorea, Rhabditida, Strongylidae. The record is from the annotation of a GenBank genome assembly.